Megalops cyprinoides (Indo-Pacific tarpon) is the source of this 2503-nucleotide messenger RNA. Its product is annotated as rho GTPase-activating protein 28-like. Gene Ontology annotation, molecular function: GTPase activator activity. Bases 163 to 1977 code for a protein of 604 amino acids. The record is from RefSeq and is a predicted model, not a curated record. The transcript has 15 exons. Gene Ontology annotation, cellular component: cytoplasm. Lineage: Eukaryota; Metazoa; Chordata; Actinopteri; Elopiformes; Megalopidae. Gene Ontology annotation, biological process: negative regulation of stress fiber assembly; regulation of small GTPase mediated signal transduction; signal transduction.
CACGCAUGCACACACGCGCACGCACACACACUCUGUGCGGUCCUCUCUAAACAACGUUUAUGCAAAGGGAAACCCAAGCAACCCUUGACCUGGUUAAAAUGGUCCAACUGUUUGACUGAAUGCCGCUCUGAAAGGAAAGAGCGUUACCAGGGGUCGGGCAGGAUGAUAUCCCAGGAGGCAUUGCGCCUUCCCCCUGAGGGGCACUCUGUGCCACAGAGCUCACUGGAUUUGAACUCUAUGGAGGACUACUGGAGCGAGUUAAGGAGCAUAGAGGAGACCAGUCACUCCUGCCAGGAGGAGUUGCUAGAGGCACGCAGCAUUGAUGAGGCGGAGCUUGAGGAGGCGUGGCUCCAGGAGGCGGGGCUAUCCACACUGGUGUCAGGGGCCCCGGGCGACGCCCCGGCGGAGGCCCUACUAUCCACCCUCACGCGGACACAGGCCGCGCUUGUCAAGAAGCGGCUGGACAACUACACCCAGACCAUGCGCAAGAGGAACAAGCAGCCCAUCCGCCAUGUUCGGGACGUCUUCGCCACCCCCGAUUCCCCUCCUGUGUGUCCAUCUGAUCCUGUCUCCGCGGUAACCCCUAGCACCCAGCCCUCAUCCAAACUGCCCCACUGGACUCCAUCACAAGUGGAGAGCUGUGGGUCGGACUGCCAGCCGGUGAGGGAGACUCUGUGCUUUGAUGUGCCAUACUCGGAGGGGGCUGUCGCCCGCAGGAAGAACCGCGACUGCCAGGACUGCCAGCGGGUCCAGAGGGAUGACGGAGCCUUGCCAAUAUUUCUUCCUCCAUGUCCUAAGUUGGGGCUGACCAGAGUUGAGGACUUAUCCUUAGAGGACAUGAAGAAGAUUGGCUACAUCUCCCUCAUAGAGCUGACCACCUAUUACGAUGCAUUGGGGGUGGAGCUGAAGAGAACCAGAUCGACGCGGGGCAAGGCUCGAGAGAGCGGUAUCUUUGGAGUUCCCCUGGCGACGCUGUUAGAGAACGACCAGAAAAAACUUCCUGGCUCCAAAGUUCCCCUGGUUUUCACAAAGCUGCUGUCCAAGCUGGAGCAGACGGGACUGCAGACAGAGGGUAUCCUGAGAGUGCCCGGGUCAGCCUCCAGGGUGAAGCAUCUGAGGCAGGAGCUGGAGGCCAAGUUCUAUGAAGACCGCUUUGACUGGGAGCAGGUGCGUCAGAAUGACGCGGCGGGCCUCCUGAAGAUGUUCAUCCGAGAGCUGCCGUGCCCACUGCUCACCCUGCAGCACCUCCCAGCCUUCCUCGCCGUGCAGAAUAUGACCUCAUCCAGGAACCAGAUCCAAGCCCUGCAUCUACUCAUUAUGCUGCUCCCAGAGCCCAACAGAGACACCCUGAAGGCGCUGCUGGAGUUCCUCAGGAAGGUGGUGGCCCACGAGGAUAAGAACCGCAUGAGCCUGUGGAACGUGUCCAUGAUCGUGGCGCCCAACCUCUUCAUCGCCCACGGGAAGAGCACCAAGCUGGAGGAGAUGCAGGGGGCGGCGGGUGCGGCCCACCUGGUGCGCCUCCUCAUCACCAACCAGGACCUGCUGUGGACAGUGCCAUGCUUUCUCAUCUCCCACCUGAGGAAGCUGAAUGAGGUGUCUGUGACGAAGAAGCCCCCAAGCUCGGAGAAGAGCAAGAGAAAGUUGCUGCGGAGGUGGACCAUGGACCGGGACAAGAGAGAGAAGGCUCAGUUCUCUGACCUCCUCCGCGAGGGGAUCAUCCGGGUUCACGCACCCAUGCACACCAAGGUUUCCAUGGCGAUCCUGCUGGACAGCGGGACGAGGGCGAAAGAUGUCAUGGCUCGCUUCGACUGCGAGAACGGCAGAAGCUCUCGAGGUCCCAGCAGAAAACAAAGGCAGCACUUGUUUGAGGUUGGGGGAAACAUAGGAGAGCGAUGUUUGGACCCUGAGGCGCAUCUUCUUGACUUAUACCGUGUGAAUCCCAACUGCUCAUGGGUGUUUAAGCCCAGAACAACCUGAAGGCACCAGGGGAGCAGGAACAGACUUAUGAAAGUGAACCUUCUGAGGAAGCUAUCGCCCCCUGGUGGUCGUCCUAGAAAACGUGCGCUGGGAGCCAGGGCGAUCGAUACUUGUGCCUGUGGAUCGAUGUUGAUUUGGAUUCAGCACCUCAACCCAAUCCCCAAUCCUGGACAUUAAACAGCUGGGCUGUUUGCCUUUUCUAAAGAGCCCGGUUCUGUGGACAUACUGAAUUUCUGGGAGGAGAGCACUUGCACAUGUAUGGACUUUUUUUUAUUUUAGACAGUUUUGAAAUAGAGGUAUGAUCAGUAAACAGUCAUUGCCUUGGUCAGUUCUGCCCCUCCAAUUUCAACAGGAGCCUAUCAGGACUGCAGGUGCCAGGAAGUGCGCACUAAUACAAAUCCUGGAGUAGCCAUGUUACCCACUGGCUGUGUUUCCCCACAGUGUAAAUGUGUACAUACAAUAUUUAUACCACAUAUUUAUCCCACAUUUUUGCAUUACUGUCAACUUUAAACACAGUGCUUUGUUU